GUCGCUGUUGUGCGCCUGGCACGCCCUACCACAACCCACCAUCAUAAUCAUAUCCAUGUCGAUAUCCCCACCCAAUAUCACGAAUCCGGCUCCAACCAUGGCCACGUCUACUCCCACGCCCGCGCCUCCGUCUGCGUCUGCAUUAACCCCGGCUCCGGUAUCGUCACAGGAUGCCCAGCCCACAGUCCGAUUCACAACAGCCGCGGAGCUGUUCGAGCAGAUUGACUCCGUUCCUGGAGAUAUUCUCAUCGUCACAAAUGUCUCUCGUCAAGAUUUUACCGCCAUCGAGCACGAGAGAGAGACCCGCCGGCGCAAGAUUCGGUUCCGACGUUAUUACGCCAGCACCCAAAUUCUCAUUGUCACGAUCCCGACCAUAAUCCACGAACAACUCCAUCGUAGGCUUUACGAAGGUCUUUGCUUCCAGGUCAACAGCGCGGGCCUAUGGGAGGACUGGAGUUCCCUCGGCGGUGCUACAUUUCGAGAAGGCCGCCCCAGCGGAAAUAGUGGGGAAGGCGAUUCGUCUGGUGGGCCACGGUCAGCGGGACGCGGAGCUUGGCCGACGCUGGUCAUCGAAGCCGGGGUUUCGGAGUCACUAAGGCAGCUCCAGGAAGAUAUGAGAUGGUGGUUCGCCGCAUCGAAUCACGACGUCAAGAUUGUCAUUCUAGCCAAAUCUGGGCGCAGCCAAAACAGAAUUAUCCUACAAAAAUGGAUAGAACAACAACGACAGCCUCGACAAGGAGCUACCUCGACACGAUGGGCUAGUACCUUAGAGCCAACGUUACACCAAACCAUCACCAUCACCGGGGAUUCCGCGAACCCAGCAUUAUACAAUGUUACUAGGGGAGCAUUGGUGUUGGAGUUCCGGCUCCUUUUCCUCCGGGAUCCGCGUCAAGGAGAGGGAGACUUUGUCGUUGACGUUCCGUCUUUGCAACGAUACGCGGCGGCCGUUUGGACCUAGUUUGAAAGCAUUUCUCUAACUAGACGAUACUCCCAAUUCCCAUGCUGUGGAUCCUCAGGCAUCCAGAAUGGAGGCCUGUGAUUGGUGGAAUUGAAGAAAAACACGCAACAGCUAACUGUUCGUAAAACGCUGUAUUUAAGCCCUUUUAGCAGUUUAGUUUUUACACCUUCAAUUGAUCAACUAGGUUUACCUUUCAACUCGUCUU
Molecule: messenger RNA, 1163 nt
Organism: Durotheca rogersii
Lineage: Eukaryota; Fungi; Ascomycota; Sordariomycetes; Xylariales; Xylariaceae
Exons: 2
Coding region: 56-958 (300 amino acids)
Source: RefSeq, a predicted model, not a curated record